CCUUGUCUCCCGGUGUCUCCAGCAGGCCCAACUCCCCCUGGAGGACCAUCAAAGCCUGGCAGUCCAGUACUUCCUUGUUCUCCCUUGGCUCCUGGGAUUCCUGGAUACCCAGGGUCACCGUCAUCCCCCCUGCUAACUUCAGCUGAGGAAAUCCCUGGAUAGGAAGAGGAAUGGGAACAUGGCAAAGUGUUUGAAAAGAACAGGAGGAGGAAAUAAAAGCAGCCAUGUAGGCCUUACUUUCAAGCCUGGUAGGCCAUCAAACCCAGGGGUUCCAUCACGGCCUCUGGGGCCAGGGAGGCCUGGAAAUCCAUCGCGGCCAUCCAGUCCAGGAAGACCAGGGAAGCCUUUGUCUCCUGGCCACCCCUUGGGUCCUGUGGCACGACAUAUUUACUAUUGCAUUGGGGAGCAUGACUGUAUCAUCAGACUUCUUCAUACCUGAGGACCCAGGGUUACCCUUUUCACCUUUGACACCUUGGUACCCGGGACGUCCCGGGAAUCCUUCAUCACCCCUUUCACCCUUGGCACCGGGUCCUCCUCCAUACACUUGUCCAGGCAGUCCUUGCUCGCCUUUGACACCAGGAAUUCCAGGAUAUCCUGGUUGUCCUGGUGGGCCAUCCGGACCUUUGGAAAGAGUUCUGGAACAUGCCAGUGGCCAAGCACUACAGGUUGUCGUCAAGUGCCACAAGUCCUUAAGGUGGUCCUUCUGGUCCAAUGGGGCCGUGCUCACCAACUGUCCCUGGUAGUCCCGGAAGACCUACGACACCCUGAUGGACACAAGUCUGACAUGGGGGUGUGGAACAACCUUUGCAUGCCUGCAAUGGAAAUUAGAUGCCACCAUUCAUACUUCAUGCAUCAACUGACCCUGACACAGCAUCAGUGCCAUAAAUGGGUUCUUGUACUGCCUUGUAUUCUGACAUUCUUCUCAACGGAGUUACGUGCGCAAGAUAGCUGGUACAACUCAGGCGCCCCGAGUUACGGCUACAACUAUAACCAGAACCAGACGCAGCCACGGUACGACAGCUACCCCUGGGACAGCAGACGAGUUCCCAGUUCUCAAAAGCGAAACUGCACAGCUGCUUGUGCGGGAUGCAGAUGUAUAGGAGAAAAAGGAGCUCGCGGCACUCCAGGUGCACCUGGAUUUUCAGGCCCUCCGGGGACACAGGGUCACUCGGGACCAGAAGGUUUACCAGGAGACAAGGGACAGAAGGGAGAUCCUGGUCGUGAUGGACCCAGGGGUCCCAAGGGUGAACGAGGAAAGAUGGGUAUGCCAGGUUUCCCCGGCGCCAAUGGUAUUCCGGGUACUCCCGGUAACCCUGGUGCAAGGGGGCCGCCCGGUAUAGAUGGUUGCAAUGGAACACAGGGUGAAUCUGGCAACCCUGGAGCACUUGGCCCCACAGGACCAGCGGGUAAUCCUGGACAUCCUGGCCCACCAGGAAGAAAAGGGGAACCAGCUUAUGGCAUGCCUGGUGCAAAAGGAGAGAAAGGCGAACAAGGUCGAACAGGGCCACCCGGAACACCUGGCCUCCCCGGUGCUGACGGGCGUCCUGGACCAAAGGGUGACCGUGGUCUUCCAGGCCAACCAGGUGUCAAAGGAAUUGAUGGACCAGUGGGACCAAAAGGAAACAUGGGAUUAGGAAAGCACGGGCAAAAAGGAGAACCAGGUGAAAUGGGUGUCCAAGGUCCACCGGGUCCUGCAGGAAACUGCUCAGCUGGACUAGAUAAACCGCCAGAUGAAGUUAAAGGUCCACCUGGAGAACGAGGUCAAAAGGGAGAUACAGGUGAAAGUGGAGACUCUGGCUAUGAUGGAAGACCAGGAGUCACCGGCCCUCCUGGUGACAUUGGAAUGAAAGGAGAAAAAGGUCUACCUGGUCACCCUGGUGAACGAGGGAAAGAUGGUUACCCAGGUCCACCGGGUCCAACAGGAUUCAAGGGAGAUAGAGGUGACGAAGGACUUCCUGGCCUUCGUGGUGUAGACGGAACAAAAGGUGAUGCUGGCCUUCCUGGAGAGCCAGGGCCUCGCGGAUUUCAAGGACCUCCUGGUUUGCCUGGUGGAGGAUCAGGGGGAGCAGGGCCACCCGGACCUCCAGGCCUUCCUGGUCGUCCUGGACCACAAGGGUACCCUGGACAAGAUGGACGACCUGGUGAAUUGGGCCCCCGUGGACCUCAGGGCCCACAGGGUGGUCCUGGUGUUGCCGGCCUGCCUGGUCGGGAGGGUCCUCCUGGUGACAAGGGUGAGAAGGGUGAAGAAGGUCUAUCUGGGUUAAGAGGCCUGCCAGGAGCUGCUGGACAACCAGGAAUUGCUGGUCCCAAAGGAGAACCAGGCCCCAAGGGAGUGUCAGGAAUUUCGUACCCUGGACCGAAAGGUUUGGACGGGACGAAUGGCCUGAACGGGUUUCCUGGACAACAGGGAGAGCCGGGACCAAAGGGUGAAAGAGGUGCUCCUGGAGACUCUAUUGAAGGCAUACCUGGUGCACCUGGACUUAUGGGACCUAAAGGAGAGAGGGGCUUCGAUGGACGUGAUGGCCAACCUGGUACUCCUGGGCCUGUUGGCGACAAAGGUGAACGUGGUGGAAGUUGCUCGGCAUGCAGUCCAGGCUCGAAAGGAGAAAAGGGAGAAAGAGGCAACGAUGGCCCUCCUGGUCUGCAAGGGCCACGUGGACUGGAUGGUCUUGUUGGCCCACCUGGAGACAGGGGAGAUGAUGGUGUUCCAGGCAGACCUGGUACACCCGGCAGAGAGGGUGCCCCAGGGCGAGACGGAAAAGAUGGACUGCAGGGUGAGAAGGGAGAGCCUGCAACAGUGGAUCCCAGAGAUUACGCACCAGGAGUGGGUGAGAAAGGUGAUAGAGGGGCUACUGGUCUUCCUGGCCAACCUGGAUUUCCUGGUAAAGACGGUCCUCCAGGUCCAUCUGGCCAACCUGGAUAUGCAGGAAUCAAGGGCGAAAAAGGUCUUCCAGGCUACCCGGGGUCACCAGGUGCGAGGGGCCCAGAGGGAAGGCAAGGCAUUCCAGGCCCUAAGGGUGAACCAGGAUAUGGAAGGCCAGGGACCCCGGGAGGUAAUGGUAUGCCAGGUCCACCUGGGCCUCGAGGACAAAAAGGAGAAAAGGGACCAAGAGGACCGCCUGCUCCUGCAAAUAUCAAGGGUAUAGUACCAGGUCCUCCAGGUGACCGUGGAGAUCCUGGAGAACGUGGUUUGGAAGGCCUGCCGGGUCUCCCUGGAGAUAAAGGUAGAAAUGGCUAUGAUGGCCUUAAUGGACAAAAAGGAGACAAAGGAGAAGGUGGCUACCCAGGUCAACCAGGCGCUAGAGGUCUUCCCGGCCCGAGAGGUGAAAAGGGGGAAAUUGGGCCAAUGGGCUACCCGGGUCAACAGGGGCCUAAAGGCCACUCUGGACUUCCUGGUGCACCUGGGCUCCCAGGUCCAAUUGGAGAACCAGGAUAUCCGGGUAUCGGCCUUCCUGGACCUCCUGGACCUCAAGGAUUACCUGGCAACAAAGGAGAUCCAGGGUAUAUUGGACCUCCUGGACCACCGGGUGAAACGGGCGUGCCUGGGUACCCCGGACCUAAAGGUGACCGUGGCCAAGAUGGGCUUGAAGGCCUACCAGGUGCUAAGGGAGAGAAAGGUCAACCUGCACGAGAAGGUGCUCCAGGGCCUCAAGGGCCACCAGGAUUCCCUGGUACACAAGGAGACAGAGGUGCUGAGGGAUUCCCUGGAGAACCAGGUCUACCUGGUAGCCCAGGAUAUCCUGGACAAAAAGGUGAACCUGGCUUCAGUGGUGCCCCUGGAGCACCAGGGUUUGAUGGACAACCGGGACCACGUGGCUUACCUGGAAGGGAUGGGUACAAUGGAACAGAUGGAUAUCCUGGUGAAAAGGGUGAUGCUGGCCUUCCAGGAUUUCCUGGAGUUCCAGGCAAACCUGGCCUCGACGGCCCUCCUGGACCUCGAGGUUACAAAGGCGACCCGGGGCUGCCUGGCACACCAGGAAUUGAUGGUCAACCAGGCUAUCCUGGGACAAAAGGAGAACCUGGCCUCCUGGGUGCCCCUGGUGCUCCGGGGCUGCCAGGAGAUGCAGCUGUGAAGGGUGAUAGGGGUUACCCUGGUGCACCUGGACUUCCAGGUGUAGCUGGACCUCCCGGACCACCAGGAUAUGAUGGCCUUAAGGGAGAACCUGGAGAGCCCGGUCUCCCUGGAGUAGGACGCCCCGGGCCACAGGGACAAAAAGGAGACAGAGGCGAAGACGGAUAUCCUGGUCUGGAUGGAGGGCCUGGACAAAAGGGAGAAGAAGGCUUCAUUGGAUUUCCAGGACCCAAAGGAGACGCUGGAUAUCCUGGUGAACCAGGAGCACCAGGAAAGCCAGGAUUUGACGGCGGUCCUGGCUUGCCCGGCGUCAAUGGCAAUGAUGGCCUUCCUGGUAGAGAUGGGCUUAAAGGAGAGAGGGGAGAACCGGGAUUUCCUGGUGCACCUGGCCUUGUUGGUCCUCCUGGUCCAAAAGGGCAAGAUGGAUAUCCUGGCGUUCAAGGUGAAAAGGGAGACGCUGGUGAUAGGGGAUACCCAGGAAUUCCAGGUGAAAAAGGCGUGAAGGGCGAUAAAGGGUAUCCUGGCCCACCAGGAUUCAAUGGGCUGAGUGGAGAGAAGGGCGACAGGGGAUACGACGGCGUGCCAGGACGUCCAGGUGUCAAUGGUGAAAAGGGCGAAGCAGGCUUCCCUGGUUUACCAGGCGUAGAUGGUGAAAGGGGCUUUCCAGGUGACCCUGGAGUUGCGGGGCCACCAGGACUACCAGGAGAUUCGGUUGUUGGUCCCAAGGGUGAUAAAGGUGAACCCGGCCUCCCUGGUAUCGAUGGCUUUGAAGGAAGGCCAGGGGAAAAAGGUGAUGCUGGACUUCCUGGAGUGCCCGGCAGACAAGGGCCUCAGGGUCCCACUGGAAAGGGAGAUGUUCCUGGGCCCAAAGGUGACAGGGGCCUUCCUGGCCUUCAAGGUCAGCCUGGCUAUGAUGGCUUGAGGGGAGACAAAGGAGCAGAUGGCUUCCCUGGUCCACCUGGUCCACGGGGUGAAAAGGGUCUCCCAGGGCCACCAGGAUUCCCCGGACUGAAGGGAGACGCAGGAUUCCCGGGAGCACCUGGACUGCCUGGUGCAGUAGGGUUUAAAGGAGACAAAGGAGAUGCUGGAUUCCCAGGUCAGCCAGGCUUUCCUGGAGAAAAGGGAGAACCUGGACUUCCAGGACUUGAUGGAAGAGACGGAGCUCCUGGUCGCGUUGGUUCUAUUGGACAGAAGGGAGAACCAGGCCCUGGGAAUGUGUACAAAGGUGUUAAAGGAGAACCCGGACUACCUGGUUACCCGGGCAAGGAUGGUCUCCCAGGCCCCAGGGGACUGGAUGGACCAGCUGGCUUCCCAGGCAUGAAAGGUGAAAUUGGGCGUCCUGGACAGCCAGGCUUCCCAGGACCAGAAGGACCUCCAGGACCAAAGGGUGACGCUGGCUUUCCUGGAGUGCCUGGACCACCGGGGCUAGAUGGCUUACCCGGACAACCCGGACAACCUGGUUCACCUGGGUUGCCAGGUGGGGACUACCUCACGGGCAUCCUUCUCGUGAGGCACAGCCAAUCGGCAGUUGUACCAACGUGCCCCAAUGGCAUGGCACAGCUAUGGGAUGGGUACUCACUGCUCUACAUUGAAGGAAACGAAAAAUCUCACAACCAGGACCUUGGAUUUGCUGGUUCCUGCUUACGACGAUUUAGCACAAUGCCAUUCCUGUUCUGCGACUUCAACAGUGUUUGCAACUAUGCCAGUCGGAACGACAAGUCCUACUGGCUUUCAACGAAUGCACCUAUCCCCAUGAUGCCCGUUAGUGAGGACGCUAUCCGCCAAUAUAUCAGUCGGUGCGUCGUCUGUGAGGCCCCCGCGAAUGUCAUCGCUGUUCACAGCCAAUCACUUUCUCUUCCGGACUGUCCAAGUGGCGGCUGGAAUGUUUUGUGGAUUGGCUACAGUUUUGCUAUGCACACAGCAGCAGGAGCAGAAGGUGGUGGCCAAUCGCUCUCAAGUCCUGGCUCCUGCUUGGAAGACUUCCGUGCUACGCCCUUCAUUGAGUGUAACGGAGCUCGAGGAACUUGCCAUUACUUUGCAAACAAACUGAGUUUCUGGCUGACCACAGUCGAGCACGAGUCUCAGUUUGAUCGUCCACUAAGCGAAACGCUUAAAGCUGGAAACCUGCGGUCUCGUGUCAGCCGCUGUGCUGUCUGCAUCAAAAACACUGGCGUGGCGCCUUAAGUUCUCAAAGGAUAUAAAUUUUUGACUGGCUGGUCAUUUUCCUAACAUUCUCGUUGUUAUUGUUGUUAAUUGUUCCCUGAUCUUCUAACGCCUAUGGACGCUGUUUUUGUCAUCUGUGUAAGAGGCUGGUCAGUAUGCCAGAUAUGCACAUAUGUAAAUGUUCCCAUCAUUUUCUGCCUUAUCUCACGUGCUAUGUCACACUACUAAAGACAACUCUUUUUUUUUUUCUUUCUUUCCUCCUACAUUGGCAUGCUCGGCAUGACAAGAGAACAUGAAAUUGUGCCAUUAGGAAAAUUCAGCUUAGCCAGUACAGCUAAAAAGUUCUUAAUGCCAACAUUGUAGUUUUGUAUAUUUAUAAUAUUAAGAGAGGCUUUUGCAAUAUGACUUUAACGUUAAGGAACACAGUGGGGGUAGCUAUUCAACAAUGACCAGCGUAAUAGUUCUUGAAGAGAGUUGUUUGACGCAAAGCACAGGCAUUUCUGCCGUUCCACAUUCAGCAGAGUGCUGCAUGUAUGUAUAACACUGCCAUUUUAGAAGUACUAUGUCUGCCUCUGUCAGUUCACCCCUGUGGCACAUGUAUUUACUACGUGAUUUGCUGUCCACGCCCAAGACGGGCACGCCAUUCUCAAUGAGGCUUGUGGGAACACUGCCACAUAAGUAAAACUAGUCGCUCUAUGUAAAGAGACUUCCUUUAUGUUGCAUAAAAUACAUUGAUGCUGAACAUUCUUGUUUCUAUUA
Messenger RNA from Ornithodoros turicata, 6994 nucleotides. It is a transcript of the gene Col4a1, whose product is annotated as collagen alpha-2(IV) chain-like. NCBI's taxonomy places the organism in Eukaryota, Metazoa, Arthropoda, Arachnida, Ixodida, Argasidae. Gene Ontology annotation, molecular function: extracellular matrix structural constituent conferring tensile strength. Gene Ontology annotation, cellular component: collagen trimer. Gene Ontology annotation, biological process: extracellular matrix organization. The coding region runs from base 785 to 6256 and encodes 1823 amino acids. The record is from RefSeq and is a predicted model, not a curated record. The transcript is spliced from 42 exons.